Sugiyamaella lignohabitans is the source of this 1212-nucleotide messenger RNA. RefSeq names its product Bsd2p (gene BSD2). The record is from RefSeq and is a predicted model, not a curated record. Gene Ontology annotation, cellular component: endoplasmic reticulum; perinuclear region of cytoplasm; Golgi apparatus. NCBI's taxonomy places the organism in Eukaryota, Fungi, Ascomycota, Dipodascomycetes, Dipodascales, Trichomonascaceae. Bases 1 to 1212 code for a protein of 403 amino acids. Gene Ontology annotation, biological process: vacuolar transport; ubiquitin-dependent protein catabolic process; metal ion transport. The transcript has 2 exons.
AUGGCCAACCAAGCAUACUCGAGGGUGCCUUCAGGACCUCCUUCAUACAGAUCAGGCAGUUUCAGCGAUGACGAUGGAAAUGCAAAUGGCCGAGGAGAAACAGACCGUUUAGUUGAUGCUUUUGAUGAGAGCGAUGACGAUGAUGUGGAGGGUGAUGACCGGAACUUUUCUGGCCGCCACCAGCAUCAAGACCAUCAGCACCAGCGUCAGAACCAGCGUGGUAAUACUGGACAUGGUAGUGAGGUUCUUUUCGAUGCCGAGGAUGGCGCUUCGACAUCGGAAACUAGACAGUACGAAGAUUUUGAAACAGGGGUCGUGGUGACUAGAAAUAUUCGCAGUGGUACCAGCUCACCAGCUCCAGGAGAGGGUGAUUUCGAUUCUAGUGGAAGUAGCAGUGGAAACAGGAGCGGGGUCAGCACACCUGUUUCACCAUCAAGAAGUACAGGAGGAGGGUUUUUGUCGUCUUUUUGGCCACGAGGACCUCGUAGAGCGUCUCAUAAUAACGACGGGGUGUUUGCUAAUUUAACUGCCAGAACCAAUGGUGAAGAGAAACCAGAUGAUGCUGAACAGGAACCUCCUUCAUAUGAAGAAGCAGCUGCUGAUGCCACUCCACCAUACUGGGAAACAACAAUUAUGGCCCCUGGUCUGACGGACGAGCUGUUCAUUGAAGGACUUCCUGUUGGCAGCCCAGUCAACUUUGCCUGGAACAUGAUUGUAUCAUCAGCAUUCCAGUUUGUCGGGUUCUUCUUGACCUAUCUUUUACACACAUCGCAUGCUGCCAAACAAGGAUCACGAGCCGGACUAGGUAUCACUCUUCUCCAGUGUGGAUUCUACCUACAACCCGAGCCACUGCCAGGCAGUAACCACGGAGGAAACAAUAACAACAUCAACAACCCCGGUGAAUUUGAGCCAUCGAAUCCCAAUGAUUUUGGCGGUACUACUACCAACAUCCCCGGCACCGUUUCCGAAUCACACCACCCGGUCGUGGCCACAAUCGCAUCUCCACCCCACAAUCCCGGUGCCGCGGCCGGCUGGAUCUCGACCCUGCUCAUGGUGGUAGGCUCGAUCCUCAUUCUCAAGAGUCUGGCCGACUACAUCCAGGCCCGCCGAAUGGAAAUUGCCAUCAUCCGAAGCAACAACGCCAGCGACACCUCGUCCACCCCUGCUGAUGAGACGCCUGCCGCUGCCACUGCGUCAGAAUCCAUUGUUUAA